Molecule: messenger RNA, 1395 nt
Organism: Fusarium oxysporum Fo47
Lineage: Eukaryota; Fungi; Ascomycota; Sordariomycetes; Hypocreales; Nectriaceae
Product: cupredoxin domain-containing protein
Exons: 3
Coding region: 328-1173 (281 amino acids)
Source: RefSeq, a predicted model, not a curated record
GCUUCGAAACUCGUAAUCAGGGUCAAGACCAUCAUAGGCCAAGCCCCAAGAUAGAUGUAUAUAUACCAAUCCGUCUCGUCUCUUUUGUUUUGUUUCUCCUCAUCUCUCCAUCUCGUUCCAUAAUCAACAGUCUGGUCCUGUUCCCAUUGGACGCGUUUCCUUUGUCCUUUCAAUCUUUCAUUAAUUCUUCUUGUUACUUUCUUAGACGAGGCUAGUCCUUGAGAGCGCAAGUCGCUUCUUUUCUUUGCUUCCAUCUCUGAACAUCCCUCCCAGAGUGCCCUUCCUUUGCCUCUACCAAAUACCCACAAUCCCAAAUCUCUAAUCAUUAUGUAUUUCUCUCAAAUUGCUAUAGUUGCCCUUGCGGCUGUUGCUGAAGCCGUCGAUGUCCAAGUCGUCUCGGUUGGCAGAAACUCGGCAACAAAUGCCACUGGCCUCAAGUUCUGGCCUGAAAAGAUCACAGCAGAGCCAGGAACCAUGGUUCAGUUUCAAUUCUGGGCUGGCAACCACACAGUGACACAGUCUACCUUCGACGACCCUUGUGUACCUAUUGGCAACGUUAUGUCAAAUGUCACUGGCAUCUACUCUGGCUACCAGCCUGUCGAGGCUAGCAUGUCCAAGGGCAUGAUUCCCACUUACACCAUCAUGGUCAAGGACAAGAAGCCUAUGUGGCUAUUCUGCAGCAAGGCAAAACACUGUCAGGGUGGAAUGUCGAUGGUUAUCAACGAAAACACAUCUGCCAAUGCUACAAGAUCGCUCAACAACUACAAGAGCCUCUGCAGUUCAGCAACAGUCUCCGAAGUCGUUCCUGUUCAAGGUGGUGGCUCCCCGCAAGGCGGAAAUGGUGGCAAUGGCACCAACACAGGCGGUUCUGGAGGCGGCAGCUCUGGAGGUGACGGCUCCGGAAACGAUAGCUCAGACGGCGGCAGCAGCUCCGGCGGCGACAGCUCUGAUGGCGGCAGCUCCUCCGGUGACGAUAGCUCCGAUGACGGUAGCUCCGAUGACGGUUCCGAGGAUGGCUCUGGCACGCCAACUGGAGUCGCGGCCCCUGGAGCUACUGGCACUCCCACAGCUGGUUCUUCAGGCGAUCCUGUGGUCACUGCUGCUGCUGCUGAGCUCAAGGCCCCUAUUUCGAUGCUGCUCGCAGUCGGUGCCGCUGCUAUGUAUGUGCUAUAAGCUGAGAGCAUGACGAACUUGUGAAUGGAUAGACAUAAUGCGCAACAAUUAAUGGGGAUAUUUGUACCAAUUGCUGGAACGGUUGGGCAGCCUCGGGAUAGGCACAGUCAUCAACGGUGUUUACGGCCAGGUUCAACGGGAAAGUGUAUCAAGGUUGAACGUUUAGAUAACAACCAAGAAUACCCAAAAACUAUUAGAGAGAUCAUCUUCAUUAUCCCUUAA